This is a messenger RNA of Pterocles gutturalis (yellow-throated sandgrouse), 419 nucleotides long. RefSeq names its product phospholipase A2, group X (gene PLA2G10). Gene Ontology annotation, molecular function: calcium ion binding; phospholipid binding. The transcript is spliced from 3 exons. Gene Ontology annotation, biological process: arachidonate secretion; lipid catabolic process; phospholipid metabolic process. NCBI's taxonomy places the organism in Eukaryota, Metazoa, Chordata, Aves, Pterocliformes, Pteroclidae. The record is from RefSeq and is a predicted model, not a curated record. The annotation marks the transcript as partial.
UUUAUAAAGGCACUUUUGGGGAAGCCCAUUUUAGAAACCGAAGAGGAAUUCUUGAAUUAGCUGGAGCUGUUCGAUGUACUACAGGACGAUCUCCUCUUGCCUACCUACGUUAUGGAUGCUACUGUGGUCUCGGAGGAAGAGGAUGGCCCAUGGACAGAGUAGACUGGUGCUGCUUUAACCAUGACUGCUGCUAUGGUAAGGCAGAACAAGCAGGUUGUCACCCAAAGGUAGAAAGUUACCACUGGGAAUGUGAAGACAAUGAUCCUGUGUGUGAAUCACUAGAAGACAAAUGUCAAAAAAUGGCAUGUGAAUGUGACCGUGAAGCUGCCAGAUGUUUUUCUAAAGCUCCCUAUAAUACAAAAUACCUUUUGUGGCCAGACUUUAUGUGUGGUGAGAUUCAGCCUUUGUGUAGGUAUUAG